Molecule: messenger RNA, 1176 nt
Organism: Perkinsus marinus ATCC 50983
Lineage: Eukaryota; Perkinsozoa; Perkinsida; Perkinsidae
Exons: 1
Coding region: 1-1176 (391 amino acids)
Molecular function (GO): metal ion binding
Source: RefSeq, a predicted model, not a curated record
AUGACCGACUCUCCUAAGAAGGCCCGCGUGGACAACACCGACGAGACCACUCCCCCUCUAGCCGAGAAGACCAAGUCAACCUUAGCUAAGAAGAUCGUGCAACCCCACGAGCUCGGCAACCCCGACCAGCAGUCGGAUGAUGAGGAAGCUCUAAGUGAGGUGGCUUCAAGCGUUGACAAGGCCGAUGCUUGUACGCUUGCUCUGGAUAGCAUCUUGCAAAAGCUUCCUGAUAACGUGUCCGAGUACAUCCGUGACAACCUCCCAUCUGGGGCUCAGGCUGAUGUCGCCUCUCUCUUGGUGUCCAAGAACCUCGUCACCAAAAGCAUGAUCGGACUCCUCGACGACACCAGCUGCAAAGAGCUCGCUCAUCUGUUGUCCGACAGAACCAACUUGAUUUUCUUGAAGGCCGUCGGCCGCAACUGCGGUGCGCUUCACUCUCUCAAAAGAAAGGCGGAUGACACUCGAUCCGAGAGUGGUUUGGGGCCAGAUUCUGUGGCAAAGCUGCAGUCGAAGUUCAAGGCAAAAUACGGCAUGGCUAUACCAGGUCGCUUCACCGUCGAUGGCCAAGUGCUGAGCAAGAUCAAGAAGAAUGAAUUGGUGCGUUUGGCGGAGUGCGACGAGCCCGGACCACUCUCCAAGAAGAAGAGACUCGUCAUCGAUCCCCUUGGCAAGUCCGUCAAUCUAGAAGAUAUAGGUCUCCCACGAGCUCCCUAUCAAUGCGAAGCUGCCCACGUGGGUGCCUGUAUCACCCGCUUUUGUCUGUCUGCGGCCAUGCUCGGGAAAAUGACUCCCACAGAGGGCCUCAUAUACAUGGCGAGGCUUUUCGAGGUGGGCGAGAAAACUUCAGUUCACACUAUACGGUCUGCCGACUUGGGUAUGAGGUUGGAAGCUGUCCGUGGUGGAUACGAUGACGCUUCGUCUUUGGGCCAGAGACUAGCUUCCGGCCAAGCCGAUAUUUUGGCCGCUUGCCGAGCCGAAGGCCGCAGUGUUUCUUUCGCAAGCUCGGCCAGCUCUACUAAUCGGCCUCGGAGCCAUCAACGUGGAGACGAACCAUGCAGGCUGUACAUGCGCGGGAAGUGCCACUAUGGUUCCAACUGCAAAUACAGGCAUGAUAGAAGUCGCGGGCGUCAAGGUGAGAGAUCAUCCAACUCUAAGCGCAUUACUAAGGAGGAAUGA